Messenger RNA from Drosophila guanche, 879 nucleotides. RefSeq names its product protein arginine N-methyltransferase 1-like. NCBI's taxonomy places the organism in Eukaryota, Metazoa, Arthropoda, Insecta, Diptera, Drosophilidae. The coding region runs from base 3 to 797 and encodes 264 amino acids. Gene Ontology annotation, molecular function: protein-arginine N-methyltransferase activity. The transcript has 2 exons. The record is from RefSeq and is a predicted model, not a curated record. Gene Ontology annotation, biological process: peptidyl-arginine methylation.
CCAUGCUUGCGAUCGAGGCCGGCGCCCGCCACGUGGUGGCCAUAGAUACGAUCUUGAAUGCGAAUGCAGCUCGUCGCAUUGUUCGCGCAAGCGGAUUGUCUCAUCGCAUUACCGUAUUUGCUGUGGAAGCGCGCAACAUGAGGUGGGCCGGCCUCCAGUUCGACAUCUUACUUUGCGCCUGGAUGGACGACAUGGCUGUGUUUCAGGGCAGGGUCUCCGACCUGAUUGUGGCCCGUGAUCGCUUUCUUCGCAUGGGCGGCAUCAUCUAUCCCUACAUCUUGCGCGUCUCAAUUGGCGCCGUGCAGGACAGCGUGUCGUGGGAGACCACCCACAACUUGAUAAAGGCCACAAUGGGUAAUAGGAAUUUGCAGAAGAUCGAGAUGAAGCGCCCAGUGCUGGGCUACCUGGAGUCCAAGCACAUUGUCACGACUUUCAAGGAGAUCCUCCUGUUUGACUUGUACAAGAUCACCUUGGCCGAUCUCAAUCGUGAACAAUUCUUCACUCUAAAAGCAGUCAGAGACGCACCCAUACACUCCCUCUGCACGGUGUUUGAGUCAUUGGUGAUGCGCCCAAAUGGACCGGUACCCCUUACCCACUCGCACUUUACACUCGACCAUCGUCACACCUUUUUCUAUCUGGAUACGCAGAUGAAGGCCUGCGUAGGAGCCACCAUCGUGGGCAAAUUCACUCAGAUGCGCUGCAAUCAGCGCACUCGUAUGCAGAAAGUGGAAUUUACCCUCGAGUACGAAGGACCCAAUGGAAAUUACUCUGUGCAGGGCACCUACCACGCUCGCUAGAGCACCAACCGAUUCGAAUUUACAACAAAGAAACCUCUAUUUUUUUUUGCACUUUUUUUCCAUUAGAGUUUACUUUUUUGUA